AUGAACUUCCCUGAUGAGGUGUCAGUUUGGGGGACUGGUUUUAACCUGGAGGGUGGCCAGCCAGCUGGUGCCCACACAACCAGGCCUGGAGCCCCACCGGGCCAUGGCCGUGACCUGGAUUUUGGCAUGCCGCGCAGCAGCAAGGGCGAGAGCAGGUUCACAGAUCCUGAGGGCUUCAGCUUCGAGUCUGAGAGUGAAAUGAUAGAGUAGGGAAGGGUGGUGCUCUUGGGUCAGGGAGGCAGGCCUGACCCGGUCAAGGACCAAGGGGAUGGUGUGGACUACUCUUCCUACCCAGCAGAGGAGCCAGCCGCCAUCAUGCCACCACCCAGCAUCCAGAGACACCCGUCCUUAGAAGUCGCUGCUGACAAAGGGUCUGCUAACAUUUGGACGGACCCGAAGGUUGGUCCUGGCGGGAGAGGCGCACUGGGCCAUAGCCCUGGAAAACGGCAACAGGUCUCCAUCGGCUCUCUCUACCUCAGUGGUCAUGGGACAGGCCCAGCUUGGGAGAACCUGGAAAGGGGCUCAAAGAGCAGACAGAGUGUCCAAGUGGAUCCCCAGCAGCCCUCCGAGAAAGGCCCCUCCAGGCUGUCUACCCACGAGUCUGAUUCUCAGGGCAAGCCCGGAAGCCCCAAGAAGCCAGCAGACACUUGCAGACUCCCGAGUUUCCACCGCAGGGAGAGCAACCGUCAAGUUCAGGACCCUCUCCUGACCUCUGCUCCCCACAGACUCACUCCAGCCGUGGAGGGGCCCGCCGUGGGAAAGCUGGACGCGUCUUCCUCGAAGAAAAUGCGGAGCACGGCCUGGGGAAAGGUGGGGGUCAGGCCCAGCUGCUCAGGAGCUGCCGUUACAGGGCCAGUGCCCCGGGGCUCUCCAGGAAGGAAGGUGGCCCAGGACAAGAAAUCCCUAGGGGGUGAGCCAAAACGGGCCCCGGAGGGAGCCUUUCCUGCCUGGGGGCAGAGACGUUCAACAAUUCCGCAGGAUCCGGCCAGCUUUCCGCCAGUCUCUGGUGUGGGUCUCCUGGGGAAGUCCGGGAGACCCAAGGAGCUCAAGCACUGCAGCCCUGGGAAGAAAUCUGCGGGAAGAAAAACCAGAGAGUCCCAGGCUGCGGCCAGAGAAGAUAAUGACACGAAUAGAGAUGAGGUCCCAGGGGCCCAACUUCCCACACACAAGCCAGACGUGAUUUCCCUGUCCAUGCCUCGUGGAGAAUGCAGCAGUGGGGACCCCGCCAUCAGAGCUCCCCAAGUUCCAGGAACCUCACAGCCCUCGGCCUUGAGCGUGAGACGUCUCGUGCCCAGACCCCGUGAGUCUUGUGGGUUUGAUAGGGGUGACCAUCGGCGGCCUGUCCGUCCCCCAAGACCGGAAAGGGAGCAGCCGCCCCCGGGAGUCCCAGGCUGUCCUCGGUGUGUCUGGCUGCAGAGGGAAGUUGAGGACCUUAGGGAGCAACUAGGUAUGACGGAGCCCUGGCUGGGGCAGGGAUGGGCAGCGCUGUCUUUCUGCAGGUGCCGAGGGUGGGGCUGGGGUGCAGGUGCAGGCCGCAUCACCGGGACUGACUUUCCCCUGGGGAAGAGAACCAAGCAGGCCUGGCCCUGGAGCCUUCCGUGCCUUUCCAGCUGGGGUGUGCACAGACAGCAAGGGUCGUCUGAACUCCAUGAUGGAGCCAGCGUCUUCCUACAAGAUGUGCAGCUGCUACCUCUGGAGCCCCUGAGCUGCAGCCAAGCUGGUUCCCUCCGAAUCCUCUUCAGCCAAGGCUUCCUCUCUUCCUCUGCGUUUGCCCUCUUCCCACCGCAGUUCACAGCAGUUUCAAAUAAAGUCAUUCUCAUAUUCUGUGGUCUGUGGUCUGCCCUCUCUGCAACUGUUGGAGGGCUGGGCGCGGGGGUGGGGGGGGAGGGGUGGGGGCGGCGGCGGGGAGUGUUGCUCCGUUCCCUGGCGCUGGAAGAACAGUUUCCCUGGAGCUCUGCGGUGGGCCCUCUCCCUGCGACUUGCCUGGACCGGCCUCUGCGCAGCAGCCCUCCAGUCACCAUAGUGCUCUGGGUCCAGGGUUAUUUCCGUGCUGUCGAGGAACACGGCAGAGCCCAUCCUCCCCUUCAGGGGCCCAGUCCUCCUUCUGGAGCCAUUCUGUCCCUCCGGUUCCACCGCGCGCACACAGGUCAUCUGGGCCAGGAACCCGCGCGGCAUCCUCAGUUCCUCUCUCGGCCGUCACCUUUGAACCUCAGUUACCAAAUCCCGUCAGGUCUCUUCCUCAGCUUCAGUAGCCAGGUGGAGGCAGAAGCCACAUCCCGGUGGGUGGCCAAGCAAAAGGGAAGGCACAGGGAGCUCGGAAGAAAAGGGCGGGUAGUCUCUUGGUUGGAGGUGGGGGCAAUGGUCUGUUCUGGAGCCUGCGGGCCAACCUGGUGGAAACUGCCUGCCAGCAGCUACACGAAAGGCGGCUUCCACAUCCUUGGUGUCCUAUAG
This is a messenger RNA of Sapajus apella (tufted capuchin), 2451 nucleotides long. RefSeq lists its product as uncharacterized. The record is from RefSeq and is a predicted model, not a curated record. Lineage: Eukaryota; Metazoa; Chordata; Mammalia; Primates; Cebidae.